AGGUGAGCGGCAGACCCGGCACGCAGGUGGGGGCCGGCGGGGUCCGUGGCCAGAGCUGCAGAGAGACAAGGCGGCGGCGGCUGCUGUGCUGGGUGCAGUGAGGAAGAGGCCCUCGGUGGUGCCCAUGGCUGGCCAGGAUCCUGCGCUGAGCACGAGUCACCCGUUCUACGACGUGGCCAGACAUGGCAUUCUGCAGGUGGCAGGGGAUGACCGCUUUGGAAGACGUGUUGUCACGUUCAGCUGCUGCCGGAUGCCACCCUCCCACGAGCUGGACCACCAGCGGCUGCUGGAGUAUUUGAAGUACACACUGGACCAAUACGUUGAGAACGAUUAUACCAUCGUCUAUUUCCACUACGGGCUGAACAGCCGGAACAAGCCUUCCCUGGGCUGGCUCCAGAGCGCAUACAAGGAGUUCGAUAGGAAAGACGGGGAUCUCACUAUGUGGCCCAGGCUGGUCUCGAACUCCAAGCUCAAGCGAUCCUCCCACCUCAGCCUCCCAAAGUACUGGGAUUACAGGUACAAGAAGAACUUGAAGGCCCUCUACGUGGUGCACCCCACCAGCUUCAUCAAGGUCCUGUGGAACAUCUUGAAGCCCCUCAUCAGUCACAAGUUUGGGAAGAAAGUCAUCUAUUUCAACUACCUGAGUGAGCUCCACGAACACCUUAAAUACGACCAGCUGGUCAUCCCUCCCGAAGUUUUGCGGUACGAUGAGAAGCUCCAGAGCCUGCACGAGGGCCGGACGCCGCCUCCCACCAAGACACCACCGCCGCGGCCCCCGCUGCCCACACAGCAGUUUGGCGUCAGUCUGCAAUACCUCAAAGACAAAAAUCAAGGCGAACUCAUCCCCCCUGUGCUGAGGUUCACAGUGACGUACCUGAGAGAGAAAGGCCUGCGCACCGAGGGCCUGUUCCGGAGAUCCGCCAGCGUGCAGACCGUCCGCGAGAUCCAGAGGCUCUACAACCAAGGGAAGCCCGUGAACUUUGACGACUACGGGGACAUUCACAUCCCUGCCGUGAUCCUGAAGACCUUCCUGCGAGAGCUGCCCCAGCCGCUUCUGACCUUCCAGGCCUACGAGCAGAUUCUCGGGAUCACCUGUGUGGAGAGCAGCCUGCGUGUCACUGGCUGCCGCCAGAUCUUACGGAGCCUCCCAGAGCACAACUACGUCGUCCUCCGCUACCUCAUGGGCUUCCUGCAUGCGGUGUCCCGGGAGAGCAUCUUCAACAAAAUGAACAGCUCUAACCUGGCCUGUGUCUUCGGGCUGAAUUUGAUCUGGCCAUCCCAGGGGGUCUCCUCCCUGAGUGCCCUUGUGCCCCUGAACAUGUUCACUGAACUGCUGAUCGAGUACUAUGAAAAGAUCUUCAGCACCCCGGAGGCACCUGGGGAGCACGGCCUGGCACCAUGGGAACAGGGGAGCAGGGCAGCCCCUUUGCAGGAGGCUGUGCCACGGACACAAGCCACGGGCCUCACCAAGCCUACCCUACCUCCGAGUCCCCUGAUGGCAGCCAGAAGACGUCUCUAGUGUUGCGAACACUCUGUAUAUUUCGAGCUACCUCCCACACCUGUCUGUGCACUUGUAUGUUUUGUAAACUUGGCAUCUGUAAAAAUAACCAGCCAUUAGAUGAAUUCAGAACCUUCUAAUGAAAACUCCAUGCCUCUGGUCCUUGGACUCUUGUCCAUGGUUCCUGAGCUGUGGACCGGGAUAGAAUAA
Molecule: messenger RNA, 1708 nt
Organism: Homo sapiens (human)
Lineage: Eukaryota; Metazoa; Chordata; Mammalia; Primates; Hominidae
Gene: ARHGAP8
Product: Rho GTPase activating protein 8
Exons: 13
Coding region: 125-1519 (464 amino acids)
Biological process (GO): signal transduction
Molecular function (GO): GTPase activator activity
Source: RefSeq, marked reviewed